AUGCCGGCGGAGAAGACUGUGAACGCGGCCGCGGCCUCGCUGCCGAGCAAGGAAGAGCUGAAGCACGACGUGGCCGAGGCGACCAAGUCGUCGCUGCAGAGCCUGCGCGCGCUGAUAGCGGGAGGCGUGGGCGGCGUGUGCGCAGUCGUCGUGGGCCAUCCGUUCGACCUGGUCAAGGUGCGGCUGCAGACGGCCGAGAAGGGCGUGUACAGCGGCGCCAUGGACGUCGUGAGGAGGACUGUCGCGAGGGAAGGCUUGGCUAGGGGUCUCUACGCCGGUGUUUCUGCGCCUUUGGUCGGCGUGACGCCCAUGUUCGCCGUCUCCUUCUGGGGCUACGAUGUCGGCAAGCAGCUCGUCUCCUCCGUGUCCACCGUCAACAACAACCAAUUCACCAUCGCGCAAACCUCGGCCGCCGGUUUCUUCAGCGCCAUCCCCAUGACGCUCAUCACUGCGCCCUUUGAGCGCGUCAAAGUCCUCCUCCAGAUCCAGGGCCAGAAGCAGCUGGCGCCUGGCGAGAAGCCCAAGUACAGCGGCGGCGUGGACGUCGUGCGCCAGCUGUACGCCGAGGGCGGUAUUCGCAGCGUCUUCCGCGGUUCCGCCAUGACGCUGGCGCGCGACGGGCCCGGCUCAGCCGCCUACUUCGCCACGUACGAGAUCAUCAAGCGCCGGCUUACGCCCAAGAAGGCCGACGGCUCCCCAGGCGAGCUCUCGCUCACCGCCGUCAUGGCCGCCGGCGGCGCCGCCGGCGUCGCCAUGUGGAUCCCCGUCUUCCCCGUCGACACCAUCAAGAGCAGGCUCCAGAGCGCCGAGGGUAACCCCACCAUCCGCGGCACCAUCCGCGAGAUCUACGUUCGCGGCGGCGGCGCUAGGGCCUUCUUCCCUGGCUUGGGCCCCGCCCUUGCGAGAGCUGUGCCUGCCAAUGCCGCGACCUUCCUGGGCGUCGAGUUGGCCCAGAAAGCCAUGAGCAAGUUCUUCGACUAA
Molecule: messenger RNA, 981 nt
Organism: Lasiodiplodia theobromae
Lineage: Eukaryota; Fungi; Ascomycota; Dothideomycetes; Botryosphaeriales; Botryosphaeriaceae
Product: Carnitine acyl carnitine carrier
Exons: 3
Coding region: 1-981 (326 amino acids)
Biological process (GO): mitochondrial transport; carnitine transmembrane transport
Cellular component (GO): mitochondrial envelope
Molecular function (GO): O-acyl-L-carnitine transmembrane transporter activity
Source: RefSeq, a predicted model, not a curated record